AUGAGUUGGGAGGGGGCGGCGAAGUGGGUUGUUGGGAUCAACGGUAAAAAGGAUGAUGUGCAACACGAGGACUUCCCGGAGGUCACCCAUCCUAGUACUACUCUCGCCCAAGCACGCUUAGCUGCGGAGUUCGAUGGGAUCCGGUGCAUUAGUGCUGGUAUGAUCGCACCCGCCAAGUGUUGCGCGAUCAAUGGUUAUAUGGAUUCGACAAAGACACCCGACUAA
Sphenostylis stenocarpa is the source of this 225-nucleotide messenger RNA. The record is from the annotation of a GenBank genome assembly. NCBI's taxonomy places the organism in Eukaryota, Viridiplantae, Streptophyta, Magnoliopsida, Fabales, Fabaceae.